AUGGCCUUUUCGGUUGGGUUCACCCGUUUCGUUAUUUCAAGUGAUCCGGGUUCGGCUAAGGACAUUCUCAGUAGUUCUGCCUUCGCUGAUCGUCCCAUUAAGGAAUCCGCUUACGAGCUCUUGUUUAAUCGGGCAAUGGGAUUUGCUCCCUUUGGAGAAUACUGGAGAGAGCUAAGAAGGAUUUCAGCUACUUACAUGUUUAGCCCGAAGAAAAUAGCUUGUGCUGAAGGAUUCCGUAAAAACACAAAUGGAUCUAAAGGGGAUGUUGAGAUCAAGCAAGUUCUUCACUAUGGUUCAUUGAAUAACAUGAUGAUGACUGUUUUUGGAAAGUAUUAUGAUUUUGGUGAAAAUGGGGACGGUUUGGAAUUAGAGGGAUUUGUUAGUGAAGGAUACAAGUUACUAGGGACAUUCAAUUGGAGCGAUCAUUUCCCGAUUCUAGGUUGGCUUGAUGUUCAAGGUGUGAGAAGGAGAAGUAGGAAACUAGAAAUGAUCUUCAGAGGAACAGAUACUGUUGCAAUUCUAUUAGAAUGGAUUCUAGCAAGACUAGUUCUUCAUCCAGACAUUCAAGCCAAAGCUCUCGCCGAAAUUGAAACAACUAUUGGCUCUUCAAGGGCGGCCCCCUCCUUUCAUGGGCUCGUCUUGCAAUCCACGACACACAUGUUGGGCCAGUACUUUGUCCCUGCAGGGACCACGGCCAUGGUGAAUAUGUGGGCCAUAGCACAUGACAAAGGAAUUUGGUCGGAGCCAGAAGAGUUCAGGCCAGAGAGAUUCAUUGAACAGGAUGUGUCUGUCAUGGGGUCUGACAUGAGGCUCGCCCCUUUUGGUUCAGGAAGGAGGGUAUGUCCCGGGAAAACUAUGGGUCUAGUUACCGUUCAUAUUUGGUUGGCUGUGCUUCUUCAGAACUUGAGUGGACCUCUAAGGAUGAUGUGGAUUUGA
Messenger RNA from Impatiens glandulifera, 936 nucleotides. Its product is annotated as cytochrome P450 78A5-like. The record is from RefSeq and is a predicted model, not a curated record. NCBI's taxonomy places the organism in Eukaryota, Viridiplantae, Streptophyta, Magnoliopsida, Ericales, Balsaminaceae. Gene Ontology annotation, molecular function: oxidoreductase activity, acting on paired donors, with incorporation or reduction of molecular oxygen; monooxygenase activity; iron ion binding. Bases 1 to 936 code for a protein of 311 amino acids. The transcript is spliced from 4 exons.